AUUUAACCCUUCGUCGGGCGCAAUAGGCCUGACAGGCACAGCAGAUUUGUUUUAGUUUCUCUUGAUGCCGCUAGGGCGCGUACAUUGCUAGUCUCCAGGAUACUCGCGUCAAUUUUGAAGGUGUUGAAGAUUCCUCAUACCAGUAGCCGUUCUGAUUGUGUGUUGAGGAGAUCUGUCUAUCUUGGCUUCUCAGGCCAGUUGCGCCUGAACUCGUCCAUUUUUUGAAGUUUUACUGGAAAAAUGGCUCGAGAAACGUAUGAUACGACCAAUCAGAAAAAUAUUGAAGAGCUACGACGUUUCCUUGAGGAUGACGAUGAUGAAGACCCAGCGGCCAAUGAGGAUUUGGGAGAAGAAAGUGACAUCGAUUCACAAGAUGAAGUGGAGGAACAACAAGGUGAUUCCGAUACAGAGCAGGAUUGUGAUAAGUUUAGUGAUGAUGAAGAUACUACGAGUGAAAAAACAGAUGAGACAUUUUUUUUGGGCAAAGACAAGAAGACUAAUUGGUUGAAAAAGUCACCUGGAAGCACUUUUUGUCGGGUACAAUCUCAAAAUAUUGUAACUCAUCUUCCUGGUGUAAAAGGUAAUGCAAGAAAUGCUAAAUCUGCUUUUGAAUGUUGGAGCAAUUUAUUUACUGACAACAUCCUUGACACAAUUGUAACAUGUACAAACCAAUACAUGAACUCUAUCAAGGACCAAUUCUCUAGAGAACGAGACAUCAAGCCUACUGAUGUUAUUGAAUUGAAGGCUUACAUUGGUUUGUUGUACCUAGCUGGGGCAUACAAAGCAAAUCGGCAAUGUCUAGAAGAACUUUGGGGAGCUGAGGGUGAUGGUGUAGAGAAAUUUAGUCUUGUAAUGAAUCUGAAGCGAUUCAAGACUCUAACACAUUGCCUCCGUUUUGAUGACCGGACAAAUCGAGCUGAUCGAAAAAAAUAUGACCGUCUAGCUCCUGUUAGGGAGGUAUUUGAAAAGUUUGUGGAGAAUUGUCAGAAGAGCUAUUGUGUUGGGGAGAACGUGACUCUUGAUGAAAUGCUUCCUGGUUUUCGAGGUAGAUGUAGCUUCAAGCAGUACAUACCAUCUAAGCCAAACAAGUAUGGAAUAAAAGUGUAUGCUCUCGUAGAUGCCAGAAUGACGUACACUAUGAAGAUGGAAAUAUAUGCUGGUAAACAACCAGCAGGUCCAUAUUGUUUGAGCAAUAAACCAACUGAUGUAGUGAGACGAAUGGUUGAACCAAUUGUUGGAACAGGUCGGAACAUAACAGCCGACAAUUGGUUCACUGAUGUUGACUUGGUUGAUGAACUGAGAAAAAAGAAACUGUCCUACUGUAAGCCGGAACACCAAGCGCUGGCCAAUGGUCAUCCCUCAAAGCAGAAAAACAAGUUGGCGCCCAACCUAUGGAAGGGCAACAACGAAAACAGUCCUUCUCAGGACUCGUCAACAGGACCAGAGAAAUCUGCCACCCCUGCGACAAAACGUGUGGUCCCUGCUAAGAUCAACAAACCGACGGCGUUACACGACGCGUCAAAGCAGGUCCUCACCGGCGGUAACCCCUUCUCCGACUCAGCUUUCGUGCACAACGUAGUUGAGCGUGAGUUGUAUAUGCGUGAAACCUUUUCACCAUGUACCCCCGCCCUGACGCAAGUGACACGUGACGUGUUCACUCAGCUGUCCAUCGAUAAGCCCGACUUGACAAAGCGGCUUAUCCCCGAGGAACUCAAUUACUACGCUGCAGCUAUGCUGUAG
Messenger RNA from Nilaparvata lugens (brown planthopper), 1740 nucleotides. Its product is annotated as piggyBac transposable element-derived protein 4-like. NCBI's taxonomy places the organism in Eukaryota, Metazoa, Arthropoda, Insecta, Hemiptera, Delphacidae. The transcript is spliced from 3 exons. The coding region runs from base 241 to 1740 and encodes 499 amino acids. The record is from RefSeq and is a predicted model, not a curated record.